Molecule: messenger RNA, 2423 nt
Organism: Frankliniella occidentalis (western flower thrips)
Lineage: Eukaryota; Metazoa; Arthropoda; Insecta; Thysanoptera; Thripidae
Gene: IFT54
Product: TRAF3-interacting protein 1
Exons: 1
Coding region: 410-2257 (615 amino acids)
Biological process (GO): regulation of microtubule cytoskeleton organization; cilium assembly; intraciliary transport
Cellular component (GO): centrosome; axoneme; ciliary basal body
Molecular function (GO): microtubule binding
Source: RefSeq, a predicted model, not a curated record
GCCAAACGGUCUUUUCGUACCGUGCUUCUAGGGCAGAAAAAAAUUAUUCAGUCCAAAUUCGUCAAACAGAGAAACUGUGUUUCAAUGUCAUCGUCAUAAAAGAGUUUAGUUUGGGUGAGAUAUUUGACAUGGUUGGGUUGGUGUGCUUCUUUUCAUACCUUCGUUGUUGGUAACGAUGACAAAUUCCUGUGUUGUUAUUCAGCGCAGAAUAUUUGUUUAUUUUUGAGUGUGAGUUUUAAUGUGAAGUGAAGAAGACAGGUGCAAUUCUCAAGAACUAGGAUUAAAAAAAAAAACGAAAGGAGUUUACACUGCUUUACCUUAGAGCGUUAUCGAGGAAGGAUACCAAUCCAUGCUUUACCCAUGCAAUUUAAAAUAGAAGUGAGCACUAUAUGUUGAAGGUUCCUUCAUCAUGACAGAAGAGGUAAAACCUGAUGUAAUUAAAAAGACACAAGAUUCUUUGAAAAAGCAUAUUAAAAAGCCACCACUUACUGAAAAAUUACUGAAGAAGCCUCCAUUUCGAUUUUUGCACGACAUAGUUACCAACGUUAUUAAGGAAACCAGUUUUCUGGAUGGUUUGUUCACUGUAGAAGAACUCAACCAUGAAAAUAUAAAGGACCGAGAUGGAAAAAUAGCAUUUUUGGACAAACUCAUAAGUGCAGUAAAAAUAAUUACUGGAAUUCCCCUUUCUGUGAGAGCUACAAAAAUUGUGGCAGGUCAUGAACCAACAAAAACUAAUGAACUACUGCAAGCUAUUGGACUUGCUCUGGAUAAAAAACUUGAUUCCAGAGAUGUUGCUCAACAACUACGUAAAAAAGGCAACAAAAAGUCUGAUGCUCCUGACAGCAAGAAAUCUAGUCCGAGGGAGGGGAAACAAGAGAAAACUGACGCUGGGAAAUCAAAAUCCCAAGAAAAAGUUUCUAGUCAAACAGAAGAGGGUUCAGACAAAAAGAAAUCUAAUACCAAACAAGUGAAAGUUGGCCAAGAAGCAGAAUCAUCAGAUAAAAAGAAACGUUCAUCAUCUACAUCAAAACAAACAAAGUCGAAGGAGCCAAGUAAAACAGUGAGAUCUAAAAAAGAAAAUAUUACAUCAGAUUCUAAGGCAGAUCUGCCAAAGGAGAUGAAAGAAGAAGCUGUUGGUCAAGCAAAAUUGCCUGAUAAAACUCCUUCAAAACAGGAAAUUUUAACUUCAGAGGCUGUUCCCACUGAGGUAGAGCAGAACAAAACUCCAUCUCAAAGGCGUUCCUCAUCAGCAAGGCAGCAGAUGGAGGAAAACCCUGGGCUACCCCCCCAACAACCAUCAGCAACACCAAUUUCCCCUAAAAAGCAAAUAGAGAGAAAGAGUUCAUCGCAAGAAAAGGAGGACUCAGCCCUCACAACUUUACCACCAUUACAGCCUGAUCAAUCCACCAUUGGUGCACCACCCAAAACCCACACACAACCCCAACCAUCCACAAAUUCUACGCGAGCUCCCUCUGCAACACCUGCUCAAACUUCUAAUUCACAGCAGGGACAACCACAAGCGCCCGUUCCUGUGCCUUUGGCUAGACCAAGAACUGCAGCCCGUGUAGGAAGUGCCCGGCCUGGAGCACCCAGAGUGCGUAAUAGAGGAGAAGCUCUUGUUGUUAAUGAAGAAGUGAAAGCAGCCCCUGUAAAUUUGAUAGUAGAGGAUGAAAAUGCCAAGAUAAGCCAUGAAGAUGAGGACGAAAAUCUUGUUGUUGUGGAGAGUCCACCAGUUGACGGCAUACCAGAUGACCUGCAACCAUCAGCACCAGCUAUGUCUCGUCCUUCAAGUCAGCAGGGCCAUUUGGUUGCACAGAUUUUGGAAACACAAAAAGAACUAGAAGUUGGUAAUGGUGACAAUGGGGAAGUCAAUCAGCACCACACCGAAAUAGAAUGGGAAGCAGGGAGGAGGAGGGAGAGGGAGACAGCUGUCAAAGAAGUGGACCGAAUGCGCUCUCUAAUUCAGACACUAACAAGGGCAGCGCAUCCUCUUGGGAAACUUCUUGACUCCUUGCAGGAAGAUGUAGACAAUAUGCAGAGAGAGCUAAGCCAAUGGCAAAAUAUGCAAAACAGUUUAGAGGAGCAAUUACAAAUGGAAGAAAAACUAAGUGCACAAGCAUCACUACCUCUCAAAGAACAGUUAAAGCAGUUACAACAAGCUGUACGUUUAGAAUUAGAUCAAAUAAGUUCAGCUAAAGCAAACAUAAUAAGCAAUGAUGAUCGCAUCAGGAGACUGUUAACUAGCGGUCAAAGUUAAUUGCUCAAAGGAAUGUGCAACCCCAAUUAAACAAAAAUAAAAAUACUAGAACGGGAAAUGUAGAUGAUUAGUGUUAAUUGUUGUUUCUAUGUUUUCACGCGCACUCUCUCAAAUGGAUCUCACCUGUGAUUGUUAUGAAAUAAAACAUAUUUAAAACGUGUCUAAA